AUGACUACCCAGCCUCAACCUGUAUCCCAAAUUCCUGUGGAGCCUUGGACGCCUCCGAAGGAGACCCAACUGAAAGACCAAGUCAACUGGGCCCCUCUGUACACGCUGGAUCUCUCCCAGAUUACUGGAGAGGGCUAUUCAGAGGUUCCUGAACAGAUUGUCAAGGAUCUGGGUGAUGCCCUUGCUGAUGUUGGGUUCAUUUACGCAGAGAAUCACGGCCUGUCGUACGAUCAGGUGCUUCGCCAGUACGCUCUGAGCCAGCACACCUUCGACAAGAUUUCCCAGAAAGACAAGGAAGAGUUUACAGCCGAUAUCAUAAACACAGGUAGCUACUGUGGCUACAAGCAAACGGGCCACUGGAAGAUUGAGAAUGUGGCUGACAGUAUCGAACAGUGGAAUUUCGGAUCAGCUGCCUACGCGCGUGACGUGGCUGAGAAGAAGUACCCAAAGUCAAUCCAUCCAUUUUUGGACGAAAUCCAUGAAUUCGCUCGGUUUAACCAUGACGUGGUGGUCCGGAAGAUCCUGUCAGCCUUGUCUCUUGUGCUGAAAGUGCCCUAUGACUACCUGUGGAAUCUAUCCAAAAAGUACGAGACCGAAGGAGAUGACUUUCUGCGCUACAUGCUUGUACACCGCCCUCCAAAGGAAGACGACAUUGCUUCCAAAGGUGUGCGUAUCCAAGGCCACACAGACUUUGGCAGCCUGACUGUCCUCUGGUCACAACCCAUUGCGUCACUGCAGGUGCUAGGCAAGGACAACAUCUGGCGUACCGUGGGACACAAGCCGAAUGCCUUGAUUGUCAACCUCGGUGACUCUCUACAUUUCCUCUCGGGUGGCUAUCUUCGCGCAACUAUUCAUCGUGUCAUUGCCCCACCGGAGGACCAGCUUCAGUACCGCCGCCUCAACGUUCUCUACUUCUCCAUGUUUGACAAUGACACCAAGCUUCUUCCCAUUGAAGAAUCUCCGGUGGCUCAAGAGGCUUACAAGUCUCACAAGUUCUGGGAGGAGCGAACCCGCAACGGUGAGUCUAUUCCUACCUCUCAGGAAUGGAAUGCGUGGCGUAUUUCUCGCUAUGGUCAGAAGUACUCCAAGCUGGGUGAGGAUGGUCACCACCAUGAAGUAAUCGCUGGCCACAAUGUCACUUUAUACAACGACACUGUACCUAAGCCGUUGCCCGAGGCUAUCUCUACAUAG
Messenger RNA from Malassezia sympodialis ATCC 42132, 1191 nucleotides. RefSeq lists its product as uncharacterized. Lineage: Eukaryota; Fungi; Basidiomycota; Malasseziomycetes; Malasseziales; Malasseziaceae. The transcript has a single exon. The record is from RefSeq and is a predicted model, not a curated record. The coding region runs from base 1 to 1191 and encodes 396 amino acids.